AUGGGCACGCAAGAGAAGAAGAAAGAUCAGAUCACCAGAGAAGAGAUUGUCAAGAAGAUAAUGGAAUCGUUGGGACAAGACGGUGUCGCUUCAAGGACUGUCCUCGUUGGUGAAGCUGGCAUAGGGAAGACAUGGCUUGCAAAAGAAGUCAGCAAGCGUGUGACCCAAGAAACAUCUUCUUCUUACAAUGUCCUCUGGUUACAUCUCAACAAAAUGAUUGGAGAGGAGAAGUCGCUUUACGAGAAUCUAGCUUCUCAGUUAUCGUUAUUUCCUGAGUAUGAAGAAGGCGAAGAACAUAGCGAGAUUGUUGAUUCACUGGAGAGCUUGAAGAAGAAGAUAAAAGAUGAGAUCAUCAACUUCCACAACGAAAAGAAGAAUCUUCUUUUGGUUUUGGAUGACGAAGGAAGCAUGACAACCGAAACCCAUGUGAUGAAAGAGUUAAAGCUCCAACAGUUCCUUGAGCAACACUCAACAACCUUAAAGACUCUAGUCACAAAACGAGAUGAAGGAGAAGACAAAGGGUCGACGAAAAUGAUCAAAGUCACUCCUCUUACAGAAGACGAGUCACGGCACUUACUCAGCAACUCUCAGAAGUUACUUGAGUCGCUUACCGUUGAAGAUUGGCCGGUUUUGCUGCAGAGCCUUUGCAAGAACGGGGAGAUCAAAGAACCUACUUUGAUGUCUUGCAUCGUGAGCAAGAGCAAAGGCUUGCCGGCUGCAAUCGUUGUCUUAACCAAGUCUUUAGACAGCAUCAAGUCCUUGUCUGCAAAACAAAGAAAGAUCUUUAAAGAACUGAUUCUAUCUUCCAAGUCACUAGAUGCAGCAUCUGCUUCCAAGAACGCUGUAGAUCGCAACCGCUACAAUCCGGUCUUGCGUUUAAGCUACGAGCUGUUAAAACCGGACGAGACGGUCAAAAGUCCGGUCAUUGCUUGCUUUUGGCAUGUCCUGGACUUCUACAAGCAUUGUGGAUGCGCUUACUACCGAGACCUAAUCGUCCACUGGAUGCUUGAAGGGUAUUUCGAUCCGGUUAAGUCGGUUGAGAAAGCUUAUCAAGAAGGACAUUCCAUUUUAAUGGAGUUUAUGAACAGGGGAAUCUUGAAGAUACAAGAAGAUAACAUGGUGGUUCCAGAGAUAUCUAUGAGCAAUCUAUUGGAUCUUCAAGACUGUGGCUUCUUUGGAAGAUCUCGUCUUGGAUUCAACAGAGUCUACGGAGGAAACAAAACAAAAGGGUUUGGGAGAAUCAUCUUAAUCGAUGAUAUGAUAAAGACCAUUCAGUCUAAGGACAAGAAGCUCACAACGAUUAUGGUUAGCGGAAACCGUUUGCGAAGAGAGGUUCCAAGGAAGUUCUUUGAGAAACCAGAGAUGCAAGAUCUUGAAGUUGUUGUCCUCUUUGAGCCAACAUUUCAAGACCUUGUUGAGUCGUUAUCCACACUGAAGAAACUACGAGUACUCGUGAUCAGAGACUGCGAUCUAAUCCAAAACAUCGAUAAGCUCAUGAGUCUUAAAGGCUUACAUACUCUUGAAGUCUCUGGCGCAAGCUCUCUAGUUAACAUUUCUGAUGAUUUCUUCAAGAACAUGACUGAGCUUCAAAGUCUUAACCUUUCGGGGCUUGCAAUCAAAUCUUCACCUUCCUCAAUCGAACAGCUAAGCAUGCUACGUUGCUUCAUCUUAAGAGACUGCUCUGAGCUACAAGAUCUGCCUAACUUCAACGUGGAGACCAAGAAACUAGAAGUCAUCGACAUUCACUGA
Molecule: messenger RNA, 1749 nt
Organism: Microthlaspi erraticum
Lineage: Eukaryota; Viridiplantae; Streptophyta; Magnoliopsida; Brassicales; Brassicaceae
Source: the annotation of a GenBank genome assembly